Messenger RNA from Fragaria vesca subsp. vesca, 1109 nucleotides. RefSeq lists its product as uncharacterized. The transcript has 7 exons. Gene Ontology annotation, molecular function: hydrolase activity, acting on ester bonds. The record is from RefSeq and is a predicted model, not a curated record. Gene Ontology annotation, cellular component: chloroplast. Bases 24 to 947 code for a protein of 307 amino acids. Lineage: Eukaryota; Viridiplantae; Streptophyta; Magnoliopsida; Rosales; Rosaceae.
GUUUCUUAUGGUGUUAAUAAAGCAUGGUGAUGGCUAUGCUUCUGUCACCAUUGAAACCCUUGGCCUGCUCCUCUCCUGCAUUUUCUCAAGACCCAUCAUCGUAUAGACCAGCUGUUGUUCUUCCAGGUUUGGGGAACAAUUCAGCUGACUACCAGAAGUUGGAGGUGACAUUGAGAGGGUAUGGAGUGUCCACAGUAACUGCAAAGGUGGCAAGAAUUGAUUGGCUAAGGAAUGCCGCCGGUCUUGUGGAUCCGAAUUACUGGCGGGGAACUCUCAGUCCUCGACCUGUGCUGGAUUGGUAUUUGAAGAGGGUGGAUGAGGCUGUAAAAGAGGCAAAGGAGCUAGCACAAGGUGGACCUUUAUCCCUAGUUGGACAUUCAGCAGGAGGAUGGCUUGCGCGUCUCUACAUGGAAGAAUAUGGGAUAUCAGAUAUUUCCUUGUUGUUGACUCUUGGAACCCCCCACCUACCACCUCCGAGAGGUGUCUCUGGGGUCAUUGAUCAAACAAGGGGACUCCUGUAUUAUGUCGAAAAGAAAUGCUCAAAAGCUGUUUACACUCCUGAACUGAGAUAUGUAUGUAUCGCUGGGAGGUAUCUCCAAGGUGCUCGCUUAUUUGGCAACUCAAGUGAGAGUGUUGAUUCCGCAAUUCCAAUGGAGAGUUUAGAACCCUCAUCAGAGGUUGCUGUGAUAAAUGAUGUGAGCAUUUCAACAUCAACAACGCCCACUUUGCGUGCACGCUUUGUCGGGCAAGGGUACAAGCAGGUUUGCGGGCAAGCAGAUGUUUGGGGUGACGGGGUUGUACCAGAAGUGUCAGCUCAUCUGGAGGGUGCACUCAAUAUUAGCAUAGAUGGUGUUUACCACUCACCAGUUGGUUCAGAUGAUAUAUUGAGACCGUGGUAUGGGUCACCUGCGAUUGUAGAGCAAUGGAUACACCACCUCCUAAGCUAAUGUUCCGGAGGCACUAUAUUAUUUAUUCAUGUGGAGAUAAACUGCCAAUUCAAUAACGGAUCCGGCUCCUCUAAAGUGAGCAAGCCAUGAAGUUAGUAAAUUUCAUAAAAUCUCUUACCUACAUCUAAUCUAAUGGUUCAAAUAUAUCUAUGUUAAAUAAAA